AUGGGCACUACAACUGAUGCCCAUGGCCACGAACUCACCUACCAUACACUUCAGUCGAUUGAAAGACCCGAGUGGCCAGCUACUCCUGGAAUGCUACGUCAGAAUACAGCAUCGUGCUACUUGUACCGUCGUCACAAACGUACCAACAAGACGGAGAUAUUUCUCUGGGGAUCGAUAUCCAACUUUGGUUCCGAUCCAGCAAAAGCCAUCCAUUUCACAACUGCCAAUACCUGGCUCCAUGUUGUUCUCAGUCCCCGAGGUGGCCAUGCAAAGAAAUUCAGUGCGCUCAUGGACGAAGCCGACUGCCACCAGUGGUUGCCCUCGAGCAUGGUCUGUCACGUCUGCGCGCGAAAGCCAAAGCUGGGCUCCUAUCCUCUUUGUUUAGUCUGUCCUAGGCGCUUUUACUGCACUACUUGUCAAACGUGUUUGCGUUGA
This is a messenger RNA of Peronospora farinosa, 435 nucleotides long. The record is from the annotation of a GenBank genome assembly. Lineage: Eukaryota; Oomycota; Peronosporomycetes; Peronosporales; Peronosporaceae.